UGUUAAGUGUUGUUUCUGUUCCAGCGCUACGGGUGUCUGUGUGUAGUUAGUGGUCCAGGGGAAAAUCCCUUGGUUUUGCUGUGCGUCGAAACGCCGAAACAGUGUCGACAAUGGCUAGCAUUCUUAGGUCGGCGGCGACCGCCAUGCAAAGGGCAAUCGCCGCCAACAAUCCGGCCAUCUUCACGACAAGGAAUGCGCAAUGGAUUGCAGAUGAAAAAUGGGCCCGUCAGUUUGGCGGUAAGCUUUUGCUUCCAAGUCCCGAGUUUCUCCAGGAGCACCGCGAGCUGGAGAAGCAGAUCCAAUUCCACCCAGCAUAUCGAGUCUUCGAUACGAGACCAAAAGAGAAAAUUGUCAAAAAUAUGGAACUUAACUUUGGACCACAACAUCCCGCGGCUCACGGUGUGUUACGGCUAGUGUUGGAACUGGACGGUGAAACUGUGCUUCGCGCCGACCCUCACAUCGGUCUCCUUCACAGAGGGACGGAAAAGCUGAUGGAGCAUAAGACUUACAUGCAGGCUCUUCCGUAUAUGGAUCGCCUUGAUUAUGUAUCGAUGAUGGCUAACGAGCAGUGUUAUUCGCUGGCUGUUGAAAAGUUGCUCAACAUUGAGGUGCCGAAGCGAGGAAAAUAUAUCCGAGUUCUAUUUGCAGAAAUCACACGAAUCCUUAACCACAUCAUGGGUGUAACCACGCACUGCCUGGAUAUUGGUGGUAUUACGCCGUUCUUCUGGCUGUUCGAGGAACGUGAAAAACUCAUGGAGUUCUAUGAGAGAGCGUCAGGAGCUCGUAUGCAUGCGGCCUACAUUCGUCCAGGCGGUGUGUAUCAAGAUCUGCCACUUGGCCUUAUGGAUGAUAUCUACAACUGGGCAACGAAAUACCUUCAGAGACUGGACGAGGUCGAGGAUCUGCUCACCAUGAAUCGUAUUUGGAGGCAACGUACAAUAGAUAUUGGGGUUCUCUCUGCAGAGGACGCUUUAAACUGGGGCUGCUCAGGUGUGAUGCUGCGAGGAUCAGGCAUCAAAUGGGAUCUUCGUAAGAACCAGCCAUACGACGAUUAUCAAGACUUCGACUUUGACGUUCCGAUCGGCAAAAACGGCGAUUGUUACGAUCGUUAUCUUGUUCGAUGCGAGGAAAUGCGUCAGUCAAUCCGUCUCAUCCAGCAAGCUUUGGACAAAAUGCCUGCAGGCGAAGUUCGAACGGACGACAAUAAGGUCGUCCCACCAAGCCGUGAGGAGAUGAAAACAUCUAUGGAGGCUCUUAUCCACCAUUUCAAGUUGUUCACCGAAGGCUACCAGGUUCCCCCCGGCGCGACGUACACUGCCGUUGAAGCUCCGAAGGGCGAGUUUGGUCUCUAUAUGGUGUCCGACGGUAGCAGCAAACCGUAUCGAUGCAAGAUUAAAGCGCCCGGAUUCGCGCAUCUUAGUAUGCUCGACUACAUCGGGAAAUAUCACAUGCUGGCCGACAUAGUAGCCAUUAUUGGAACCCUUGAUGUCGUAUUUGGAGAAAUCGAUCGUUAAAACGAGUCCAUUUUGCCAUUACCAUCAGUGUCUAGCACGACAGUAGAAAUACGAAUGAAAACGUCAACAGCUUUUAUAAUAAGAGCAGCAACAAAAACAAGAUGGAUAAUAACAAUUCAUCGCAUGCAAUGGGUGGACGUUUAGUAACUGCCAACAUAAAAUAACAUACACCUACGCGCCGCAUCAGCAACGGUUAAGCGAAAGUGACGCUGAUAAUUAAACAAAAAUGUUAUUUUGAAGUAUUUUUCUGCCAAAACGGCGUAAUUCUAAUGUUUUUUUUGUUUAUAGAAUGGGGAUCGUACGACAGUGAGAGUUAGAGUAGUUAAGUAGAACUAUUUGCAAGGCGCUUUCAAUAAAAGAAGUAUGGAAACAGGAGCGUUAUCAUACUCGAUACGAGCUAUAUACGCCUAGUGAGAUACAACGAAAAAUAGUUCACAUGGGGAAGUAGAAAAUAAGAAAAAAAACAAGGUUAUUGGCAAAUGUUGGCAAAGAAUAAACCACAAUAAUUAAUAAGAAAAUACCAGAUCGUUUUAUCAGCUGUUUUUUAAACAGCGAGUGGUGAACCUAAGGAUGAGAUAUAAAAUAUUACGAUACUUGUUCGGUUUCUAAUAAAGCUGAUCUAGCAAGUUUUCA
Molecule: messenger RNA, 2147 nt
Organism: Varroa destructor (honeybee mite)
Lineage: Eukaryota; Metazoa; Arthropoda; Arachnida; Mesostigmata; Varroidae
Gene: ND-49
Product: NADH dehydrogenase (ubiquinone) 49 kDa subunit
Biological process (GO): mitochondrial electron transport, NADH to ubiquinone
Cellular component (GO): respiratory chain complex I
Molecular function (GO): oxidoreductase activity, acting on NAD(P)H; quinone binding; NAD binding
Source: RefSeq, a predicted model, not a curated record